AUGGGGCAGUUGUUGAACUCGAGAGUGUUGAGAGUGGAGAGGGAUUUGAGGGCAGUGAGAGAUAAAGCUACAUCAUCUGAACAGUUGGAGAGUGUGAGAGAGGAGGUGGCGGAAGGGCUUGGAGGAGUUACAGGCGGCGGUUGUGGAGGUGAGAUUUGGGGGUUCCAGCUCGUACUCAGUGAACUCCAAGAGUUGAAGAAGAAACAAAAGCUGGUUGUUUUUAAUAAGGAAAAUCUUAGGAAAGAUUUGGAGGAAGCUGAAAAGGAUAUUUCUUUCUUUCAAAAAACAGUUGGAAGGAAUAGACAAGAAGAAACACGAACUCUAUGCGUAAUGUCUCGAUCUUAG
Molecule: messenger RNA, 345 nt
Organism: Fraxinus pennsylvanica
Lineage: Eukaryota; Viridiplantae; Streptophyta; Magnoliopsida; Lamiales; Oleaceae
Source: the annotation of a GenBank genome assembly